Messenger RNA from Anthostomella pinea, 2955 nucleotides. The record is from the annotation of a GenBank genome assembly. Lineage: Eukaryota; Fungi; Ascomycota; Sordariomycetes; Xylariales; Xylariaceae.
AUGGCCGCGGACCCGUUCGACGACGUGCUCAACGACUUGUCCGGCCAGAUUCACGCUAAGCUGGAGAGGAGGGAAAUUGCUGAGCUGCGCUUCGCCAGGGUCGGCACCGCUCAAGCCAUCUUGCAGGCGUUCAAUCUGCGACGCUUCUUCCAGAGUCUCGUGCCACCUGGCGAUUCAGUCGAGGCAUUCUUCGGAUCCGGUGUUACCGACGACAUUCUCAUCGCCAGGACGACAGACAGAGACCUUUGCAACUUUCUGGCUAUUCUGAUCUACGCGCCUUGUGGCAUCGCAUCAGCUAGAGCCUUUACCAAGACGCUUCUUGCCAGCCCCUCGGAGUCUUGGCCCAUUGUUCAUGGGAAUGGUCGCAGGAUUGACCAACUACCGGCAAAUCGUCAUCAGCUGGAACAGCUGUUUGGACGCCAUAGUUUGCUUGAUAUCAAAAACUUCCUAGACACGCAGCCAUGUUUUUGUCCGAUCAUCCUCCUGAAGGGAGAGGAUGUCCGAGUGACCGAUCGCAAGAAGCACCGCCUCCCUUACUCGUCUGACGAAGUGCACAUAGGCACGGGGUCAUACGGCGAGGUUUACCGCGUUGAAAUUGCCGAAGGUCAUACGCUGAACAAGCGCACGUCGACGGCAAACACGACGCCUACGCUCUUGGCGCGUAAGGACUUCAAGAAAAGUCGUGAGUUCCAGGAUGAGUAUGAGAUCAUCAAGCAGAUUCUGUACGCGCCCGACCGGUCUGACAACAUCCUCACAACAUAUGGGAGUCUCCAGCUCGACGACGACACCUUCAGUCUCUUUAUGCCACUGGCACAUUGCGAUCUCAGGACAUGGAUGAUCGAAACCCCGCGGCCAGCGUCCAGGUCCCAGCGGGCAGACAUCAUCAGGUGCGCUUCGGAGCUUGCGAGCGGGUUGGAGUUCCUGCACUCAAAGAUAAAGAACCGCGACGGCAACCGAUUGGUCUGCUUCCACAUGGAUCUGAAGCCAGCGAAUAUUCUGGUCUUUGAUAGCAGACAUCCAGGGCAACUGAUAUGGAAGAUCAGCGACUUCGGCAUGUCCCGCGUGAAGGUCACGGCUCACAAUAGUGAGUAUGAUGGCAGGGACAAGGACAUGAGCAGUCUAUUCCAGAGAAAGCAGACAGAUGCUGCUGCUUCUGGGACGAUGAAUCUUCGUCUGGACGGUACGUACUUGGCACCCGAAUCGAGCACUGCCAUGCGGAAGAUGAACAAGGAGAGCGACAAUUGGUCUUUGGGCUGUGUCGUCAGUGUCAUCUUCACCUUUCUCGAAGAGGGACAAAGGGGCAUCAACGAGUAUUCGGAUGCUCGUGAGGAGGAAUCCAGGCGGCAAGGUUGCGGAAGCGCCGAUCGCUUCUUCCUCCUGUCUAAGAGUCUUAAGAAAGCAAAGAACCACCCAGGAGUGAAGGACCAACAUAGAUACCUCAUCCGUAAAGCGGGAGGGCGAAGUAUAGCAGAGCGCGAGGUGGUGAGGCGCACUUUGAAGUAUGUUGAGGAUUCGGUACUUCUUCUCGACUCUUCCGGCAGGGCGUCUGCACAGGAAAUAAGUGAUCUUAUGUCGGAAGCAUCUGCAGAUUACCGCAAUCUGGAUCAUCCUCAUAGGGGCCAGACCACAUCAGCUGCAACUGUUCGCCGAUGGGCUCGACUUAAAUGGAUCAUUCCUUUCGCCAGGCAGGUAGACAAUGGGACUGAGGCCCGAGUUCACCGCUGGCCGCUGCCGGGGAUCGACAUCCUGAAGGGUUCCGACGUAUCCCCCAACGGCAGACUCAUAGCAUGCUGGACUGAUAGGCAUAUUGUCCUCUAUGGUCCGCAGUCCUUCGUACCGCACGAGGGAAAAGCUUUGCAUCCAGUUGCUGAGCACCAGCUCGAAGGAUCCGUAGCUUGGAAGAGUAUAAAACUUACCGAAAAGUAUCUGAUUGCUUCUACAAAAGGGAGUAGACCAUCCAUAUAUCUCUUUGACCUUGAAGGCGGCAAUUUAUCUGGCCCGAACUUUCAGGUCAGCUAUGAAAUUACCCUUCCAGUUGGCAGCUUCGAAGGACUCCACGAGGUUGCCAUAUCGCCAGGAGGAGGGACCCUGGCUUGUAUGGUCCCACGCGAUACGCAUAGCUCAUGGGUUUUCUACGCGCCCAUCAUGGACCUCGUCCACCACAGAAUCGAUGGGAACGACUCAGCAGCUGGAUCGCUCUCCAGUAAUAAGUUUAAGUACAACAUUGGCGCGAAGGAACCGUGGCAACACUUUUUAGUGAAGAGUUCCGCUGGUGAUGUGACCCAUUUGCUGUUUCCCUCCGAUGGAACUCUCUGCGCAGUUGCACAGCCAGCGACCAGUGCUAGUAGUCAGGAGCACUGCAUCCGGAUCUCGUCUAUGUCCCUCGGCACCAAGAAGGUCACGACCCUACCGAUUGAGAAUCCGCUCAACACCGGAUCCAGGGAUCUGGACAGCAGCAACUCAGGAAACUUGUUCACAGCUCUGGCGGCUUUGAACCACGAACGAGCAUACGCCAUCAUGCUUUACGAGAAAGAGCUUCUUGUGCGCAACUUUGAGCAGUCCAGCGAAGUAUUUGACGGCCAAACGUCCUUCAAGAACUAUCAGAUCGUCGAGCUCCUGGCGGGCGGGCAUGAUCCACGAGUCUUUGCCCUGGGGUCGAAAUCUGGGAACAACAUGAUGCUGCUAUUGGAGCUGCCGCUUCCACAUCUGCUGAGGAACGGAAGCGUGCGUGAGAUAGCAAAACUGCCCGACUUUCGCUACAAGGGCAAGUUCUCCGCAAAACUUUCCGCCACACGAAGUACGGCCCAGCAGAGAGCUGGCAGAAUCAGCGGAGUUAGCCGCGACGAGGAAGGUUACGAUGCGAGCGCAGAUGGUGAAGGUGUGCUGACUUUUACGAUAUCCGUAUUCGCUCUUAGUCAGCCAGCGAUAUACACAAUCCAGCUUCCCACGUCAUGA